AAAACGGGCGAUCUGCCGUCACACUGUCGCGCACCCAUUUUCCGCUCCGCCACCACUCUCCCUUCUCCGAUCUGACGCCGCCGCUGCCCCACCAACCGGCCGCAGCCCCGGCCCCCGCCCGCCACACUCGCGGCAGGGCAGCGCGGUCGCAGCCAUGCCCAGCUCGCCCAAGGUGUUCUCCUCCUCGGCGGCCGCAGCCUCGCGACGCUCCUCGCUCCGCCGCCUCCUCUCCUCGCCGGCCGUCUCCGCGGCCUGCCUCCUCUUCGGCCUCACCGGGUUCCUCGCCGCUGCCGUCUCCCUCUCCCGGGGGCCAGCCGAGGCCCCGCGCGGCCGCUGCCCGGACUCCUCCCACCCGCUCUCCGUCUCCGUCGCCUGGGACCGGCGCCCCGGGGAUGCCGCGGGCGGCGCUACCGAGUUCCCGGCGGGCCACGCCACCGGAUCGCGCGGCAGGCACAAGGUCAUGGCCUUCGUCGGGAUCUUCACCGGGUUCGGCUCCGUCGGCCGCCGCCGCGCGCUCAGGCGGACGUGGCUCCCCUCCGAUCGGCAGGGCCUCCUUCGGUUGGAGGAAGCUACUGGUCUGGCAUUCAGAUUUGUGAUCGGCAAAAGCAAUGACAAGUCUAAGAUGACAGCUCUUGAAAGAGAGGUUGAAGAAUAUGAUGAUUUUGUGCUUUUAGAUCUCGAGGAGGAGUAUAGCAGGCUUCCAUACAAAACGUUAGCAUUCUUUAAGGCUGCCUAUGCGUUAUUUGAUUCUGAUUUCUAUGUUAAAGCUGACGAUGACAUUUACUUGAGACCAGAUAGACUCUCCUUGCUUUUGGCGAAGGAACGUCCACACCCACAAACAUACAUUGGAUGCAUGAAGAAGGGGCCUGUUUUCACUGAUCCCAAAUUGAAAUGGUAUGAGCCACAGUCCUUCCUACUUGGAUCAGAAUACUUCCUUCAUGCAUAUGGGCCUAUUUAUGCUUUAUCAGCUGAUGUGGUGGCAAGCUUGGUUGCUCUGAGAAACAACAGUUUCCGAAUGUUCAACAACGAGGACGUUACCAUUGGAUCCUGGAUGCUUGCUAUGAACGUCAACCACGAGAACACCCAUGCCCUCUGCGAGCCCGAGUGCACGGCAUCCUCGAUUGCCGUCUGGGACAUCCCAAAAUGUUCAGGGCUAUGCCACCCAGAGGUAAAGAUGCUGGAGCUUCACCGGCGGAAAGAGUGCACCGGUGGUCCGACGGAGGCGGCCGAAACCGAAACCGAUGACGAGUGAUGCUUGCUUGGUCUGGAGACACAGGGAGCCAGCCAUGGAGGCAUGGACCAGGCGAUGGACGUGCCAUGAUGAUGACACAAAUGGUCGGUUGACCCAAUAGAUUCUUGGGGUGCCUACACCAUCCGAUUCGAUUCGAUUCCGUCACCAGGUAGUACGUACAAUGAUUGCCGUUUUGCAAGAGCAUACCAGGCACACUGACGAGACAGCUGCGUCGUGCGAUUCAGGCGCGGCGCCACACCACGCCGCAGUUGCAGCGCAUUCUUACCCUGCUUUUUAACCACAACUGUAUUAUCAUUACCGUCGGAUGCGCCGUCGUCGUGACAAAAGUUUUGUUGUAUAGAAGGGAAAAAAAAUGCGGUAGUACAAAUUGAGUAGCGCCCCAUACGUUCUUUUGCCUUCUGCGCCAAUCAGCUCAUUCUUGAAAGAUUGGAGUAAAGGAUAUGGACUGCUCGAUUGAA
Molecule: messenger RNA, 1710 nt
Organism: Hordeum vulgare subsp. vulgare (domesticated barley)
Lineage: Eukaryota; Viridiplantae; Streptophyta; Magnoliopsida; Poales; Poaceae
Product: probable beta-1,3-galactosyltransferase 14
Exons: 7
Coding region: 155-1252 (365 amino acids)
Cellular component (GO): Golgi membrane
Molecular function (GO): hexosyltransferase activity
Source: RefSeq, a predicted model, not a curated record